CACUAAGCGCCAUUCAGAAAGCUACACACACAUUUACUCAAGAGGAGGCAGCAUCUUUUUCGCUGUGUCUUCCUCCACCAUUGCCAACCCAAAAGUAACUUUGCGUAUAAAGAAGCUUAAACAAUGAAUAAUGGCGACAAAAGCCUGCUCUGGCCUUGUAAACUUUCUAUCUAAUUUUGUUUUAACCCCUGCAAUCAAGGGCACGCUAGCCAUUUCAGUCAAACACCCUUUCUGGAUACAGAGCUAUAGAGAGAGACUCCAAUAUUGAUGAAUAUUUCCCGUGGCUGUGAUCGGAAAAUGAAGCGACCACUUCACGCCGACAACCUCUCCGGCGACGAGAUAACAAAGAAACCGAAGCUCGUAGAAGAAGAAGAAGAAGAAGAGAGUGCGUUGGUGAAUCUAGACGACGAUUUACUCUUCGAGGUAAUGAAGCACGUGGACGCGCGCACGCUGGCCACGGCGGCGUGCGUUAGCAAGCGGUGGAGGAACACGGCGCACGACGAGAGGCUCUGGGAGAUGCUCUGCACGCGCCACUGGGCUAACAUCGGGUGCGCCAGCGAUCAGCUACGCUCGGUGGUCCUCGCCCUCGGAGGCUUCCGUCGGCUCCACGCGUCCUUUCUCUGGCCGCUCCUCAAGACCAAGACGACGUCGUCGUCGCACUCUCUCUCCACGACUUCGUUUCCGCCGCCGAAGAAGGGGUGUAGGCGUUGGGGCAAAGACGAGGUUCAUCUCUCGCUGUCGCUGCUUUCCAUUCGGUACUAUGAGAAGAUGGAUUUCAGUUACAAAGGUUGUCCGAAUAGAAAAUGUUAAGUACAUAUCUAAGAUUCAAUUUUUCAUUUUGUUUUUGUUAAUUCUUGGAUUUCUGUUUCAAUUUUUAUGUUCUUUAAUUCCCA
This is a messenger RNA of Corylus avellana, 893 nucleotides long. Its product is annotated as F-box protein GID2. The record is from RefSeq and is a predicted model, not a curated record. Gene Ontology annotation, molecular function: protein binding. Gene Ontology annotation, cellular component: SCF ubiquitin ligase complex. Gene Ontology annotation, biological process: regulation of gibberellic acid mediated signaling pathway; gibberellic acid mediated signaling pathway. NCBI's taxonomy places the organism in Eukaryota, Viridiplantae, Streptophyta, Magnoliopsida, Fagales, Betulaceae.